AUGACACCCUUGAAAAGUAGAGAUUCUGCCCAACAUUUUAAUAUAACUACUGACCUCGUGGGAGAAGUAGCGGCAGAGUUAAAGGAGAAAAUGUGCCGAAAAGAAACACAAUGUGGGCAGACGUACGCAUUGUGUAUACUAGACGAUACAGUAGGUAGUACAAGUACCGGUGAUAUUCAGAGAGUAAGCCAUCAUUUUCUUCCAACCUUCAAACCUUCAAUAGCAAUAUCAAUUACACCAGAACAGAAGGAUUUGAAGCUGGAAGAAACGAGCAGAACGACGACCAGUCGCAAACAGCCAUCGACAACAAGCCGCUGUCAACCGUCAACGGUCGAACCAGCAACGGCAGACCAGAGUGGCAGAAACAUUGCGGGUUGCCUAUUACCCGACGAAGACUGA
Macrosiphum euphorbiae (potato aphid) is the source of this 399-nucleotide messenger RNA. Lineage: Eukaryota; Metazoa; Arthropoda; Insecta; Hemiptera; Aphididae. The record is from the annotation of a GenBank genome assembly.